AUGGCGGCCCUGGACACACUGCAACGCCUGCCUGUAUCGCCCUUCCUUUUGAAGCUCGUCCUACUCGCUUCUACGCCGUUUCUCCUAAGCGCGACAGUGUACUUCUACCUCGUUCCCAAUGUCUUCAAGGAUCCGCGCAGACGCAAGCUUCCGCCCGGCCCUAAAGGCCUUCCUUUCGUGGGCAACAUGUUCGACUUCGCCGACAGCGAGACGGUUCGCGGCAAAGUGACCGAAUGGCACAAGCAAUACGGUGACCUGUUUUACACGAAGAUCGGUGGCACAGACUAUGUCUGGCUUUCCUCGCCCAAAAUCGUGAAGGAUCUCAUGGAUAAGAAGUCUAGCGUCUACUCCUCACGCGCCCCCUUCCCCUUAGCACAGGAUGUAAUGAGUGCAGGACGGCGACAGCUUUUCAUGCCUUAUGGACCUCGCUGGCGAUCGAUUCGAAAGCACAGCCAUGCAUUACUGAACCUGACCACGAGCGUCAAGUAUCAACCCGUCCAGAACUUCGAAAGCAAACAGUUGCUGGUGGAUUUUUUAAACAGCCCGAAGGAUUUUUACAUGAUGAAUAGGAGGUAUAGCGCAAGCGUAAUCAUGCUAGUAACAUACGGCUAUCGGAUACCGUCGUGGGAGGAUCCACUCAUCAAGAAGAUAUACACUGUUCUCGAAAACUUUACCGACAUGACGGCUCCUGGUGCGUAUGCGAUCGACAGCUUUCCUUCCCUUACGUUCCUCCCGGAGUGGCUAUUGGGCAACUGGCGGACCCAUGGAAAACGCGCAUUCGCGCACGACAGCAAGGUAUAUCUCGACCUUUGGAACCGUCUCAAGCGCGAAACGGAUAGCGGCGAGGCUCGAAACUGUUUUACUAAGACCUUUUACCUCAACGACCCCGCGAAGAGCGGAAUUGACGACUUGGCGGCUGCAUAUACCUGUGGCGGUCUGAUUGAAGCAGGCUCGGAGACGACCGCGACCGCGUUGAACAAUUUCAUGCUGUGCAUGACGCUAUUUCCAGAAGCCCAGAAAAAGGCGCAAGAAGAGCUAGAUAGAGUGGUUGGGCAGGAUCGUUUACCAGAUUGGGAAGAUGAGAAAGAUUUGCCCUAUGUCCGGAGUCUGAUCAAGGAAGUUCUAAGGUGGCGACCAGCGAAUAAGUUCGGUAUGACACAUGCGACAUCGGAAGAUGACUGGUAUGAGGGUCACUUCAUUCCAAAAGGGUCCGUUGCGGUGUUGAACUGGUGGGCCAUCCACCGUGACCCGAAGAUCUGGAAGAACCCCGAUGACUUCAACCCUUCUCGAUAUCUUGACAAGCCCCUCUCCGCCGCCGACUACAUCAAUUCCACGGACCCUUACGAGCGCGACCACUUCGCGUACGGUGCAGGAAGGCGAGUAUGCCCCGGAGUUCAUGUUGCGGAGCGCUCUUUGUAUAUCAACAUUUCUCGAGUGUUGUGGGGUUUCAAUAUCAGCAAGAAGAAGGGACCAGAUGGGAAGUUGAUUGAGCCGACGCAAGAAAUGAUUAAGGGUUUCUUUUCCGUUCCAAUACCGUUCGAGUGCGAGAUUACGCCAAGGUCUGCGAAGCAUGAGGGGAUCAUGAGGGAAGAGUUCACGAAGGCGGAGAAGGAGGGGAUCGACUUUUAAUUAUAGAACCUCAGGUUCUUCAGAGAAUUGAAAGUGUCUCAAAGCUUUGACUUG
This is a messenger RNA of Trematosphaeria pertusa, 1683 nucleotides long. RefSeq names its product cytochrome P450. The transcript is spliced from 4 exons. Bases 1 to 1629 code for a protein of 542 amino acids. The record is from RefSeq and is a predicted model, not a curated record. Gene Ontology annotation, molecular function: heme binding; iron ion binding; monooxygenase activity. Lineage: Eukaryota; Fungi; Ascomycota; Dothideomycetes; Pleosporales; Trematosphaeriaceae.